AUGGCGGGAGCUGGGAUGCGGUGUCUGGCUGCGACAGCGGACGUGGUAUGUAUGUACGUCCGUACUGCGCAGGGAUCGUCAAUCGUCAAAAAUCCCUGGUCAGAUGUGCAGCUCCAGCCUACCCAAGUUACAAAGCUUGCUGCAAAGCGUACUGCGAGGUCGUCCCGGCGUCGUGAGUCCAAAGACGGUUUGACGGGAAGUGGUGAUAAAUAA
Ustilaginoidea virens is the source of this 213-nucleotide messenger RNA. RefSeq lists its product as uncharacterized. The transcript has a single exon. Bases 1 to 213 code for a protein of 70 amino acids. Lineage: Eukaryota; Fungi; Ascomycota; Sordariomycetes; Hypocreales; Clavicipitaceae. The record is from RefSeq and is a predicted model, not a curated record.